AAAGUCAAUGUCGAUCGAUACCUGUCGAUUUCUAAAAGCUCUCCUCAGGCAGGAUGAGAAGUAGAAGUAGAGAGGGAGGGCUGGGGGGGGUGCGUUAAAACCCCAGCUGCUUCGCUGUUACUCACGCACGGAUCUUUAGAGAGUUAUUAUGGAUCAUCCCAACCAAGGAGGCGAUAAAGAUGAGCAAUUUCCUGGUAAAGCGAUCUCAUUAACGUAUCCCUUUUUUUUUUCCUAUUCAAUCCCAUCCCAGUUACUGGUAGAUGACAUCCCGGAUUCAUUUUGGAAUGAAGCAGGACAUGGUGCUCCAACACCGCAACUAGAUCAAGAGGAGGAAAAUUUUCUUGAAGGGCUUGAAUCCCUGUUCGGGGUAGAUGACCACGACGUCCCAGAUUCAUCUUGGGAUGUAACAGGUUCACUGGAUGAAUGGAAUUCCUUGAAUCUUCACAACCCUCAAACUUGGAAUUUCGGCAAUCGGUCUGUAUCAGGAACAGAACAACCAGGUACGCAAAAGAUUGGUUAAAUUUUAUUUCUGAUGUGUGCCCAUUUGGACCAGUGGCCUUGUUACUAGGACUAGAGGACACCACAUGUUUUGUUUCUGCCUUUGUGACUGGCGACAGUAAGAAAUCUGAUAACUCAACAAGUAAUUAGAAGGAAAAUAAAUCUGCAAGCCAGUUAUCAUUUGCCUUAACACAGUUUAGAUUUGCUGUCCCCAAUAGCUUCUUGUAGAAUGACACUGCUUCCUCUCCCAUUUCAGUGAGCCUUAAAAAGGUUUUUCGUUAUCCUGAGUAUAUAGCUCCCCAAUUGUGCUUUUACCCUUUAUAACUCUCACCACUUUAUGGAGAAAAACAGUGUUACAUUGCAAAUUUUUAACUUCAAUCCAAUCAAUAUAUCUUUAGAUUUUCU
Molecule: messenger RNA, 903 nt
Organism: Rubroshorea leprosula
Lineage: Eukaryota; Viridiplantae; Streptophyta; Magnoliopsida; Malvales; Dipterocarpaceae
Source: the annotation of a GenBank genome assembly